Trachymyrmex cornetzi is the source of this 1051-nucleotide messenger RNA. RefSeq lists its product as uncharacterized. The record is from RefSeq and is a predicted model, not a curated record. The transcript has 3 exons. The coding region runs from base 159 to 1046 and encodes 295 amino acids. NCBI's taxonomy places the organism in Eukaryota, Metazoa, Arthropoda, Insecta, Hymenoptera, Formicidae.
AGUAACGGACGUGUUCGAUCGUGUUCAGUUGUGAAAACAAACGUUGUAUUUGCCGUACGAUAGUUUUGGUAGUCGUCGAACAUUUAGUUGUUCGCAAUUAUAACAUUCUUGUGGAGCAGAUAUUAUCUAAACAUACAUCACAAUCUGCAAUCAACAAAAUGACAAAAUCGACCAAAAAGAAGUGGAACAACAUCCGAUUGGACACCUGUUUCAAUCCAUAUAAUUUAAGUUCUCACGCAAACAAAAGACAAGGUUUGAGAAAGGUUACAGCAAAGCUACUUCGAGAUUGGAAUCUUCCAGUAACCGAAGAAACACUACAACAAAGAGUGUGCAACACUUGUCGUAUAAGACAAACUGUUAAGAAAGCAGAUGCAACUCAGAGCUGUGAAAAACAAAAUCAGGAUGUUCCACCUCCUCAGGAAAAUCCACCCGCAGUUCCUAUGUCUUCUGAUGAAUCUAUUGAUGAAAAUCCUGUUAAUACUGACACUUCUGAAUAUUCUGGAAAAAAAGAAGAACGCUUUUCCAAAGUUAUUGCUGAAGUGAAUCGAGGAUUAAGCUUUAUCGCCAUUUCGCCUAUUAAAGUGAAAAAAGUUCAUCAAAAAAAGUAUCGUACAGAAAAAUUAAGAAAUAUUUCUGAUGCAAUAAAAAAGAACAUUUUUUACUGUGAUAUUAGUUCCAAAGAUAGUGACGAAGAUGAUGAUAACGAUGAUGGACAAGAUGUUUUGAAUGCUUUGCAGAAAAGAUUUAAUAAUACAAUAGAUCGCACAGUCCAAGUACAGAUUUUAACAGUGGUUCACCAAUGGUCUUAUCGAAAAAUUUUAAAACAUUUUCCGAGUGCCACACGCCACAUGAUUAACGUAGCAAAACAAACUGCAACACAAAAAGAUAUUUUAUCAGGACCGAACCCCAAAAGUCAUCCUGGAUUGGACGAAAAUGUUACAAAUUUGGUAAUAGUCUUUUACAAUUCUGACGAAUACAGUCGAGUAAUGCCUGGUCAAAAAGAUUUCGUCUCCGUGAAAGUUGAUGGGAAAAGGAAUCAUAUGUAAAAGAG